Molecule: messenger RNA, 1422 nt
Organism: Musa acuminata AAA Group (dessert banana)
Lineage: Eukaryota; Viridiplantae; Streptophyta; Magnoliopsida; Zingiberales; Musaceae
Product: serine/arginine-rich splicing factor SR45a
Exons: 7
Coding region: 136-1209 (357 amino acids)
Biological process (GO): positive regulation of mRNA splicing, via spliceosome
Cellular component (GO): spliceosomal complex
Molecular function (GO): RNA binding
Source: RefSeq, a predicted model, not a curated record
UCUCCAGAAGCUUCGCCACCCGCCUUUGUCUAUACGCGGCGCCCUUUGCGUACAACUCCUCGUUACCACACGCAACGGAGACGGGGGUUCCGGUUGGACGGCGCAACAGAGAACCUCCCCCAAGGAUCGAUCGAGAUGUCACACUCAAGAAGAACAAGGUAUUCGUCUUACUCUCGAUCUGUGUCACGGUCAUGUUCACCAUAUCGGUACAGUCGAGCUGUCUCAAGGUCUUUGUCGAGGUCGAGAAGCCGCUCAAGGAGCAUGGACUCAAAUGCUGCUAAAAAUCCUGGAAACAAUUUGUAUGUCACUGGUAUAUCUUCGAGGGUAACAAAGGAUGAACUUGAGAAGCACUUUGCAAGUGAAGGAAAGGUUGUUGAUGUCCACCUAGUGGUUGACCCUUGGACAAGGGAGUCUCGAGGGUUUGGAUUCGUGACAAUGUCUACCAUUGAGGAAGCAGAUAGCUGCAUUCAGUAUCUCAACCGUUCGGUUUUGGAAGGUCGGGUUAUCACUGUUGAAAAGGCAAGGAGACGACGAGGACGGACACCAACCCCUGGUAGAUACCUUGGUGUAAAAACUAGUGCACACCAUCAUUCUGGAAGCUAUUCACCUUAUGCUAGGCGUCGGUACAGCUCGCCUGGUUACACCUCUGAUGGGGACCGAUCCUAUUCUCCCUACUACAGGCGGCGAGCAUAUUCUCCUUACUUCAGGAGGCGGAGGUCUCGAUCUGUAUCUCCCUGCAGUCGUCGACGGCGAUCGUACUCUAGAGAUUUGAGGUCUUCCUCUUCGGGGCGUUCUGCUUCACCCUAUUAUCACAGGCGGUGUGAACAUUCAUGGUCACGUAGCAUUUCUCCAAGGUCACGGUACAGACGACACUACUCACCCAGCAUCUCACCUAGGAGAAGUUCUAGGAGGGGCUUUUCUCACAGUUACUCUCCAAGGGAUCGACGAUCACGAAGAAGCUAUUCUCGGAGCUACUCUCCAAGGGAUCAAAGGUUGCGGAGAAGCUAUUCUCGGAGCUACUCUCCAAGGUAUCGAAGAUCACAGAGCUAUAGUCCUAAGGUGCGACCAAGCAAGAGGUGCCCAUCAUCUAGCAAUUCACCUGGGCCAAGAAAGAGGUACUCGCGAGAAAGCUAUGCCCACAGCCGUAGCGUGAGCUCUUCUUCGAGUUCUCGCUCAAGGUCUCCAGCAGGGUCUGCAAGGUCCUCAUAACAUAUAGACGUGAUGUUGUUUAAAUCUUGGAUAUCACUGGUUCUUCCGGUGGCCUUUGCCUGGAAACCCUGUUGCAUGUGUUGCUGAACAAACUUAUGGGUUCUUCUAUCAGACAAUAAUCGUAUUUGUGUAGAAGCAUGUGCUUGUAGACCUUUCACAUCUCAUAAUAUGGAUAUCGUCAUCGCUAAUUUACUUUGGAUGGCACUUUAAUAA